AGUCCAAAACAGUGGGUAGCGUCGUCCCACUUUCUUGAGGACGCGGACCGUGCCAGACAAAACCAAAUAAUCUGGUGCGCAGCAGAAGAGGCUCAAUGCAGAUUGAUUUCCUCGCGUCUAUCGCCUAUAAAAAGGAGCUGGAGAGUUUCACAAUCCACCAGACUUUUACAACCAUUUCCCUGAGGAAAGGAGUCGGGGAUAAAACAACGCGAAAAGGCUCUUUGGACUUGAGUUGCAGCUGGCGAGAGAAAACAAGCCGUCCAUGCAGCAAUGUUGCCAUAACACCUGGGAAGCCCGUUGAGAGAUCAGAUCUACCUACAUUGGUUCCGAAUCAUGUGUGUGCGUGAGAGUGACCAGCACCACCAGUGAGGGACACUCAUGGCCCACCGCGUGCACGACCACCAAAGCCGCCUGCCAGUAGCCCAGGCCACGGUACUGACCCUGCCUCCUUCCAGCCAAGCUAAAGACCUCAGGCCCACCUGGACGGCGUUGGACUCCCUGCUGUGCGGGGCGUUCGCCGGAGCCGUCGCCAAAACCGUCAUCGCACCCCUGGAUCGCACUAAGAUCAUCUUUCAAGUCUCCUCAAAGAGGUUUUCGGCUAAGGAGGCAUUCAGGCUCAUCUAUAGCUCGUACGUGAAAGAUGGGCUGCUCAGCCUGUGGAGGGGCAACUCCGCCACCAUGGUGAGGGUCAUGCCAUACGCUGCUAUCCAGUUCUCGUCCCACGAACAGUACAAAAAGGUGCUCGAGGGCCACUACGGCUGUCAGGGAAAAGCUCUUCCACCAUUCCCGCGCUUCCUGGCCGGCUCAAUGGCUGGGACCACCGCUGCCAUGCUGACAUACCCGUUGGACAUGGUGCGGGCCCGCAUGGCUGUUACAGCCAAAGAAAUGUACUGCAAUAUCAUGCACGUCUUUGUGCGCAUUUCCCAAGAGGAAGGUUUUAAGACCCUCUACAGAGGCUUUACACCUACAAUUCUGGGUGUCAUCCCCUACGCCGGCAUCACAUUCUUCACUUAUGAGACCCUCAAGAAACUUCACACAGAAAAGACAAAACGAGCUCAGCCGUACACCGUGGAGCGCUUGGCUUUUGGCGCGUGCGCGGGUCUGAUUGGACAGUCGGCAUCGUACCCUCUGGAUGUGGUCCGUCGGCGCAUGCAGACGGCCGGCGUCACCGGCUCCGCCUACAACACUAUUUUGGGCACCAUGCGCGAAAUCGUGCGCCAUGAGGGCGUCGUGCGCGGACUCUACAAAGGCCUGAGUAUGAACUGGCUCAAGGGGCCCGUCGCCGUGGGCAUCAGCUUCACCACCUUCGAUAUCACGCACAGCCUGCUCCUCAAAGUGCACCAGAUGGGCUUCUUCGCCCACUGACUGGAACAGUUUGGACCAAUGGAGCUCAAAAGCAGACUUUAAAAAAAUAAUGACAGAAGAAAAUAAUGACUAUUAAGCAAAAACCUGUUCUAUGUUUGCACUACUUGAUAUUUUUUCAAGAGAAUCUGAAGACUGCCUCGAUUAGCUUCGAUUACAAUACAGAUUUACAUGGGUUGUGACCAUACUUGGGAAUGAUUUGUCCUAAGGCUGAACAAUUUUGAAAAAUAAUUGAAUUGCGUUUCGCCCCCUCCCUCAAGAAUACAAUUGCGAUUUAAAACAAUAAUUUCCAUCCAGGUCCACUUCCCAUGUAUUUUUUUUUUAUACAAAAAACAGCAAGAAAUUAAUCGGCAUUACUGGUACUAUAAACAUUAAUAUCAGAUUUGUUACACCUGUACAUAAAUGUUUUGGUCUACAAAUUAUCCUUGCGCUAAAAUAAAAGUGAAUGAACCAUGAAUGUACUUGAAAAAGUUUAUAUACUACAACUCAAGUUUUAAACUCACCAAGCACUUUCACUUAUGGUCUUUUCAGCAUUCAAGAACAAGUUUUACCAACUUCUGUCAUUUCAACUUUUCAUAUUUCAUGAAACAAUGGCAUGUAAAUAAAUUGACUGUGCUGCUUAAGCACUGAAUUUAUGAGCCUAUAUGACAGAGAAGUGGGAUUUUUUUUUCUUCCCAAAUUGCAGCCUUAGAAUUAUUCAACCCCGGUUUGUACCUUACUGUAUGUUUUCAUAUGAUGAAUGUCCCUUUCAAGCACUACCAUGGUGAUUUUGACUAUAAUCAUGAGUUGAGCUCAAAUAGCUUUUAUGAACGCCAACAAAUGCAUUUGUGGUUCAGAUGUGCAGAAGGUAGCCGGGCAUGCUUUAAUUGGACAAUAUGAGAAGGAAAUCCACAUAUCGAUAUUUUAAAUAAAAAGAUGUGUUUAUUAUUGGUACACCUAAUUUAGUCAUUCAAUUUAUGUAUAUUUUCCAAUUCAAAGUGUGAAUGAAACGCCUUUUCUGUCAAACGCAGCAAUGUCUUAUUUGUCCACAGGAGGGCGCCCUGUAACAAAUCAUACUAAAUGCGCAGAGUGACAGUGAAAUAAAAACGUGGUUGCACAUUUA
This is a messenger RNA of Hippocampus zosterae (dwarf seahorse), 2464 nucleotides long. RefSeq names its product mitochondrial coenzyme A transporter SLC25A42-like. Lineage: Eukaryota; Metazoa; Chordata; Actinopteri; Syngnathiformes; Syngnathidae. The record is from RefSeq and is a predicted model, not a curated record. The transcript has 8 exons. Gene Ontology annotation, cellular component: mitochondrial inner membrane. The coding region runs from base 379 to 1365 and encodes 328 amino acids. Gene Ontology annotation, biological process: transmembrane transport.